Molecule: messenger RNA, 456 nt
Organism: Lathyrus sativus (Indian pea)
Lineage: Eukaryota; Viridiplantae; Streptophyta; Magnoliopsida; Fabales; Fabaceae
Source: the annotation of a GenBank genome assembly
AUGACUCCUUUUUCUGUUUUACAGUCCACUUUUAAGGAAAAAGCUGGAGAUGAUGUCGAGAGGUUAGAUGGAGGGACCGUUUUUAAAUUAUGGAAAAAUUCUGCUGGGGGUCGUAGUCGUGGUCGGGUUUAUGGAACAACGGAUUUAGCUAUAAAUCUAAAGCAUGGAUCUACAUCCUUUAUCCAACAACCUCAACAUUCCCAUGGAUCUAUGUUUGGGACAUCCUUUGAAUCAGAGAAAGCAUCUAGAAUUAGAGCUGAACAAUUGGCUGCAGUUACAUCAGCUCGACUCGAAGAGGCUACCAAAGCUAUUCAGGCGUCAAAUGAGAUUGCUCGGAAGGCAUUUAUCAUGCAGAAGCUUGACCCUACAAAUGGUCAAUCUGCUAGUGUUGUCAUUCGAUCGUCAAAUCCUCACUAUGAUGAUGAUUUAGAUGACCAAUCAUUAAGUGAAGAUUGA